This is a messenger RNA of Amphimedon queenslandica, 2843 nucleotides long. RefSeq lists its product as uncharacterized. Bases 188 to 2635 code for a protein of 815 amino acids. Gene Ontology annotation, molecular function: adenosylhomocysteine nucleosidase activity; methylthioadenosine nucleosidase activity. The transcript has 6 exons. Gene Ontology annotation, biological process: nucleoside metabolic process. Lineage: Eukaryota; Metazoa; Porifera; Demospongiae; Haplosclerida; Niphatidae. The record is from RefSeq and is a predicted model, not a curated record. Gene Ontology annotation, cellular component: cytosol.
CCCCCCCUGGCUACGGGCCUGGUAAUAGUAAUAGUUUGAUCUCAAUAAUAUUCAUCGCGGACUCUAGUCUCGGCAAGGGGCGUGGCGAGACUAAUCGCGGCGCGGGCGAGUUGGAAGUCUAUAAAUAAAAUCAGUGGACGGAUUACACUUGGCUUUUCUUUUGUCCUGUGCCGGCUUGAAGUUAAAUAUGUCUUUUGAUGAAGUGAAAGAUCGCCUCUCUCGUUCUUUACCUCCUUACUUUGUGGAAGCCUACCAGACGUUAUUAGAUGUUGUUGGUAUCAAAUUAGAUCCACAAGUCCUAGAUUCAGCUACGAGGUUUAAAAAAGUAUUGCAAGAGCAUAAAUCGAAAAAGUCAGAAGCAGAAGCGGUAGCAUACGCACAUGCUAUUUUGACUGGUCUUGGAUGGGAAGAACUGGAUGACUUGGAGAAUCCGGUCUUACUUGAUAAAACGGUGCAGAUCGAUGACAGCUUGAACGAGGAGCUGAAGCGUUUCGAGAAAUUUGAGCAUGUUGUUUACAACGCUCUUAGGUCUUUGGGAGUUCAGUUCGAUGGAUACCAACUUAAUAGGUAUCUUUUGGCAGUCCAAGUUGUACUCGAGAAAUUUGCCUCUUCUAAUGAAGCCGAUUUUCUUGAAUGUUUUGUAUCAUUGAAGAAUAAAUUGGGUUCAUGCUCACAUGCCGUUGCAUUCACUAUAGCAGUACUGGAGAGGUCUGGCUGGGGACGUACUAAGAUAUUGAAACGAUUUGCAUCACCAAAUUUUGAUCUUAAUGCAGCUUAUCCUGAAGUUGAUCUCUGCCUGACAGUUGCUGAUUACUAUGGUAACAUGAGCGAGAGGGACUUCAGCAGUGCUAAGGUCUACACCUCUGCCGUUCAUCUCAAUCAUAGGAAUGUCAGUGGUCAUAAUCCAGUUAGUUUUACAAUACUCCUACUGCAGCAGAAUAUUAUAAAGGUUGGUGAUGUAUCCAGUAUUGAGGAUGGAAUAAAGUUCCCCAUAUUUUUUCAAAAGUACAAAGAGAGGUGUAAAGGUUUCUUUUCAAGCACUAGUCAUGAGACAGUUCCCAAGACUAAACCAGCUAGUUUCACAACACCAAUCAAGGAGAGGUAUACCAAACUGAUAGAUAAUUUUAAUUUCUCACUGAUGUUUGUUGCAAGUGAAGCUCUGAAAACAAAGUCUCUGGAUGAAGUUAAGAGCUGUCUAGAAGAUAAAGUGGUGAAGAAUGAAGUUGAUGCAGUUUCAGAUGCAACAUCUUUGGCAAAAUUUCUUCAGCGAUAUUGUUUUUUUUCAAAUUUUUCUUUACUAGAAUUUAUGAUGAAAAAGCUUGACCUCAAAGAGUCAAAGCCAAACAUUGACCAGCUAACUAAAGAGAGAGAUAACUUCUAUAGUGUAGUACUCGCCAAGGACUUUGCUGCUGCAGCAAUUAUAGAUCACAACAUACUAAUUGAGCAUCAUGUGGAGAUGACUGUUGUUGUGUCUUGGAAUUCAUCUGAGACAUACCUAGCAAAAUUUCAAGACUACAUCACUAAAGCUUUUAAAAGUCACUCAAUGUUUAUAGCACUGCUAAAAGCUCUACACCACAGCUCACUAUCAUUUGUAUGUACUAUACCUGUCUGGGAUGUAGAUGCUAUUCGUGCUGAGCCUCAUGCAUUACAAUUACUUGGAGUUCAACGAAUUAUCAUUGAUAAUGCUAUUUUAUAUGAAGCUGCCUCAGAUAGUUGUGAAGCUGGUGGAGAGAUCAAAACUCAGCAACAAGAUCUUACUCCAAUUCGACCUGUUCCAACCCCACCUUCUGAUUUAUUUCCAGAAAUGAAAAAUUUGAAGUUUGACAGUGAUUACACUGAUGAUCUUGUUAAAGAUAUUGAUUUUCUGCUGAUGACUGCCACUGAAAUAGAGCUAAGAGGAGUGCUGGGCUAUCUGAAGCCGUUAGAUGGUCGGAAUAAAAUUUUGCAAGCAUUUGUACAUGAGUGUACUUGGGUUUACAUUGGAAAGUAUGGGAAGCAGUCAGUUGUGGUUGGAAAAAGUGCAGAUAGUAAAGGUCAACAAGGUGGUUUUGAUGCUUUUGCAGUCACAAAUAAGAUAAUGAAGAUAUUUAAGCCAAAAUAUAUAAUUGCAGUUGGAAUCUGUUAUGGAAUGGACCCACAGCAAGUACAGCUUGGUGAUGUUAUUGUUUCUGAAGUUAUCUAUAACAUAUAUAACUUCAGUUUGCAAGAAGGUAGUAUCAAGUCUCGUAAAAAUGAACAUCCACAACUUCCAGUUGGACGAAGUCUUUUUUCAUUAUUUGCGAACUCUUAUGGGUUCGAAAUGAAGCAUUCCAGUGAUGAAAAUGCCGAAAAGGUUGAAGUUCAGUGUGGUGACAUUGCUUCUUUUCCUGGAAAGAUUAAUGAUCUCAAAUUUAAAAAUCUAUUACGAGAUGGAUGUCCUGAUACUUUGGCUGGUGAAAUGGAAGGAGCUGCAAUAUUCAAAGCUGCUGCUGAACAGAAAGCAGAAGCUAUUGUCAUUAAAGCUGUUGCUGACUGGGCUGAUGGGAACAAGGAUAAAUUCAGAAGUUGGAAGGAUUUUGCAUCUCAUUCAGCUGCUACAUAUGUUCAUUAUCAAAUAAAUAAGCUUCAUGCAACUGCUUUGAAAUCAGCAGAGUAGUGAACAGUUGUUUUGAUUAGUUUGUGAAUUUAACUUUGUGUGAAAACUUAAGCUUUGCAAUUUUUUUGCUGCAGGCCUAGUUAGAUUAAUUUUAAGUUUGUGAAAUUAUUUUUGCCUGUGUGAAAACUUAAACUUUAGCAUAUAUGAUUAUUCUUAUUAUUAUUGUUGUUUUGCUUAUUGUUGAUUGUAUCAAAGCAAUUGCUUACAA